AUGUCGACGUACGAUGAUAAGCAGCAUGGUGAGCCAAGCGUGCUCCCGGCUACGCCGCCAGACCGAGCAUUACGGCCGCUGACGACGGACGAAAAAGUAGCUGCUACCACGGUCGAUAUCGAGUCGCGAGGCGGAUCGAGCGAGAAGCAACAAGAGUAUCAAGGCACGGUGGUGAAGCAAGACAAUGGCAUACUAUCGAAGCUGCGGAAUGUCGAGGCUGCAAUGGACCGGAAGCUGGGCAUUGAGAGCGAGGCCAUCGAUCGCAAGCUGCCGGAAGAAAGACAACCAUUGACGUGGCAGACGACAAUGACCAUGUCUUUGCUGUGGGCGUCAGGCACUAUGAACAUCUCAUGCAUGGCGACAGGAUUCCUGGGACAUGAAUUCGGCCUCUCGCUCAAGCAGUCAAUACUGAUUUCGAUAUUUGGCUCACUUCUUGGUGGUGCUGUAUCUGGAUUCUGUGCUACCCUCGGUGCGGCCACUGGCCUUCGACAGAUCUCCAUUGGCCGAUACAGCAUGGGCUGGUAUCCCAACAAGAUCAUUGCGUUUCUAAACACCCUGCAACAGCUCGGCUGGUCAGCUGUUGGUUGCAUUACUGGUGGUCUGGCAUUGCAGGCCGUAUCUGGCGGCAGUCUCUCGAUCGUCGUUGGCAUUAUCAUUAUUGCCUUCGUCAGCUUCCUGAUCAGUCUCGUCGGUCUACGCUUCAUCUUGAUCUACGAGCGCUACGCAUGGCUUAUUUAUCUCGUCAUCUUUCUAAUCAUCUUCGGCCAAACUGGAAAGUACGCUGAUAACAAGACCGAGUCUGAACUGAAAGGCGCCGAUCUGAGCGGGAUUGUACUGAGUCUUCUGGCCAUUGUCUACGGCUCCUCUGCAUCGUGGGCCACUGUCGCCAGUGACUACUACGUCCUCUAUCCAGUCAACGUCAGCCGAACAAAGGUCUUCAUCCUUACCUCCCUGGGCAUUGCGAUCCCUACAUCUAUUGGCAUGGUCGCUGGCUGUGUUGUCAGCUCGGCAUUAAACAAUCGUCAAGACUGGGCCACCACGAACGAGGACAAAGGCAUUGGCUUCUUGAUCCAGCAAAUGCUCUACCCACGUGGCUUCGCAGAUUUCCUGCUCGUGCUUCUCGUGCUCAGUGGCAUCAACUGCAACACCAUCAACACCUACAGUGCCGCCAUCUCUUGCCAACAGUUCGCAAGACCAUUCGCCAGGGUACCACGUUUCGUCUGGAACUUCCUCUGCUUCGGCGUUAUAAUCGCCUUGGCUCUAGCCGGUCGAGAUCAGCUUCUCGCCUACCUACAGAACUUUCUAUCCCUACUCGGAUACUGGUGCACGAGCUACUUCGUCAUCGUGUUCAGCGAGCACUACAUCUUCCGCAAGGACAACUUCAUGAACUACGAUCUUGAAGGCUGGAAUGAUCCAAAACGACUACCACUUGGUAUUGCUGGUUUCUCCGCCUUCGCGCUCGGCGUAGUGAUGUGGUGCAUGGGCAUGGUUGAGACGUGGUAUGUCGGACCAAUUGGCAAGCUGAUUGGCGCGUACGGUGGCGACAUCGCCAACGAGCUUGCAUUCGCCGCCACCUCGUUGUCGUACAUUCCCAUACGCUACCUCGAGCUGAAGUACGUCGGACGAUAG
Recurvomyces mirabilis is the source of this 1629-nucleotide messenger RNA. RefSeq lists its product as uncharacterized. Gene Ontology annotation, biological process: transmembrane transport. The transcript has 3 exons. Gene Ontology annotation, molecular function: transmembrane transporter activity. The record is from RefSeq and is a predicted model, not a curated record. NCBI's taxonomy places the organism in Eukaryota, Fungi, Ascomycota, Dothideomycetes, Mycosphaerellales, Teratosphaeriaceae. The coding region runs from base 1 to 1629 and encodes 542 amino acids. Gene Ontology annotation, cellular component: plasma membrane; fungal-type vacuole membrane.